Molecule: messenger RNA, 561 nt
Organism: Diaporthe amygdali
Lineage: Eukaryota; Fungi; Ascomycota; Sordariomycetes; Diaporthales; Diaporthaceae
Product: scp-like extracellular protein
Exons: 3
Coding region: 1-561 (186 amino acids)
Source: RefSeq, a predicted model, not a curated record
AUGGCUGACGCCCCUCAAGAAACUCGGGUCCCCACCCCCAUCUGCCACGAGGAGAAGGAUAAGGCUGUUCACGAAGGGGCUGCUGCCGCCUCUGUCGAGGCCUUCAGCGUCAGUGCCGCUGCUGCACUGAGCGGUGACCAGUCGAAGGCGCUUAAGAUCCACAACGAUGGCCGAAAGACCAAGGGCUGCCCUGCAUUGACCUGGGACGCCAGCUUGGCCCAACACGCACAGCAGUGGGCCAACCACCUGGCUCAGAUUGACAAGAUGCAACACUCUACUGGUGACCAGCGACCUGGUGAGGGCGAAAACCUGGCUUGGUAUUCAAACUCUCCUCAGAACCCCCUAUCGGGUGGCGCCCAAAUGUGGAUGGACGAGGCCAAGAACUACCAUGGCGAGCCUAUUGGACAAGGAGACUUCGGCAGCUACGGUCACUACACUCAAUGCAUGUGGAAGUCCACCACCAAGUUGGGAAUGGCCAGUGCUAAGUCGGCUAAGGGCGGUACCUACAUUGUCGGCCGUUACUCUCCCCCUGGUAACUGGAGUGGUCAGAAGCCCUACUAG